CAUCCGUAGCCGGCACUAAUUGGCCCCCGUCGUUUGUUUUCCAAGGCAGAGGACUUCGGUGACAGUUCGCAAAACUCAAUCCAAGGUUGGUUGGCUGCACCCCGUCACCUAACGAGGCGUAGCCCGCUGAUGUCUUUGCCAUCAUGUCGGACAAAAGCGAGCUGAAAGCGGAGCUUGAAAGGAAGAAGCAGCGGUUGGCACAGAUCAGAGAGGAGAAAAAGCAAAGGGAAGAGGAACGGAGGAGGAAAGAGGCAGACCAGAAGAAAGAGACCAUUCCUCAUCAGGAGGAGUCUGACCUGGAGAAAAAGAGGCAUGAAGCUGCGGCACUCCUGCAGAGCAUGGGCAUAACCCCAGAUGUUCCAGUAGUCCCUCCUCCCAUGUCUCCGACUUCCAAAUCGGCGGGCACACCAAGCGAGGCAGGGAGCCAAGACUCUGAUGGCGCCGUGGGACCAAGGCGUAGCCCCCUGAAGCUGGGAAUGACCAAGAUCACCCAAGUCGACUUCCCUCCGCGUGAAACUGUGGCUUAUACCAAAGAGACCCAGACUCCUGUUAUGACCCAGCAAAAAGAAGAGGACGAAGAAGAGGAGGAAAUUGUUCCGCCACAACCAGUGCUCGAGACCCAGACUGAGAAACCUAUCCAAAACGAGGAGGAGGAAGCACCGCCACACGAACUGACAGAGGAGGAAAAGCUCCAGAUCCUGCACUCUGAGGAGUUUGUGACUUUCUUCGACCACAGCACUCGCAUUGUAGAAAGAGCUCUGUCUGAGCACGUGGACGUCUUCUUUGACUACAGCGGCCGUGACCUGGAGGAGAAAGAGGGUGAAAUCCAGGCAGGAGCGAAGCUCUCUCUCAACAGGCACUUCAUGGACGAGCGCUGGUCCAAGCACCGAGUCAUUACCUGCCUGGACUGGUCCCCUCAGUAUCCUGAACUUCUGGUUGCCUCAUACAACAACAAUGAGGACGCUCCUCAUGAGCCAGAUGGUGUGGCCUUGGUGUGGAAUAUGAAGUACAAGAAAACUACCCCGGAAUACGUCUUCCACUGCCAGUCUGCCGUUAUGUCCGCCACGUUUGCCAAGUUCCACCCUAAUGUCGUGGUUGGGGGCACCUACUCCGGACAGAUAGUGCUGUGGGACAACAGGAGCAACAAGAGGACCCCAGUGCAACGGACUCCCCUGUCAGCGGCAGCCCACACGCACCCGGUGUACUGUGUUAACGUGGUCGGCACCCAGAACGCGCAUAAUUUGAUCAGCAUCUCCACUGACGGCAAGAUGUGCUCCUGGAGCCUGGACAUGCUGUCUCAGCCACAGGACAGCAUGGAGCUGGUGUUUAAACAGUCCAAAGCUGUAGCUGUCACCUCCAUGUCCUUCCCUCUUGGAGAUGUCAACAACUUCGUGGUGGGCAGCGAGGACGGCUCCGUCUACAUGUCGUGUCGUCAUGGAAGCAAAGCAGGGAUCAGUGAGAUGUUUGAGGGUCACCACGGGCCCAUUACUGGGAUUCACUGCCACACGGCUGCGGGGCCGCUGGACUUCUCCCAUCUGUUCGUUACCUCCUCGUUUGACUGGACCGUCAAGCUCUGGAGCACCAAGAACAACAAGCCGCUGUACUCGUUUGAGGACAACUCAGAUUAUGUGUACGACGUCAUGUGGUCCCCGACUCACCCUGCGCUGUUUGCUUGUGUGGAUGGAGUGGGCCAUCUUGACCUGUGGAACCUCAACAACGACACCGAGGUGCCCACAGCCAGCGUCACAGUCGAGGGUAACCCGGCCCUCAACAGGGUCAGAUGGACUCAUUCUGGCAGAGAGAUCGCCGUGGGGGAUUCUGACGGGCAGGUCCUCGUCUAUGACGUCGGAGAGCAAACCGCUGUGCCACGGAACGACGAAUGGACCCGCUUUGUUCGCACGCUGGCUGAGAUCAACGAGAACAGGGAUGAUGCAGAGGAACUGGCGGCUCAGCGCCUGCCCGCCUGAUCUAGUCUCCAUGGACAUGACAUUACAGGGACCAGAGGCGGGCUAGUUCAUAUCGACCCUGCUCUGACGGAUGCAGAAGACUCGGUGGCAACGCAACUAGAGGAAAAGAUGAGAUUUUGGUGGCAAUGUCAAGGAGUAUAGAAGUAUUUCUUUGUAAACAUUGUAGUUACACCUAGCGCCCCUAUUUUCUUUAGAAAACUGCCUUCUCGAUUGACUCUUCCAGAGCCGGUCUUUUGUGGGCUGAGAUGAGCAACAGGGCUGUCAACCUCAGACACCACCAGACAUUAAGCCAUACUCCGAAAUAGACACCAAUUGUUAUUUUUGUUUCAGCCAGGUGCCUUAAAAUUCAAUUUUAAACUCAAGUAAGUGAUCCCAUCUGUCUUAAAUCCAUAUUACAGCCUCGUUUCACCAAUCACUCAACUGUCUCAGUUCAGAUACGUUAACCAAUCAUCGCUGCUCAUUGACGUUUAAAGUCGUAGUAAAUCUCUCACGUCCUUACUACACCCAAGAAUGUAAACAUCUCGACUGUAGCUCGUUUUUUUUUUCUACACACCUUGAACCUGGAGGAUCCAAUUUACUUGUUUAUAAAGUUAUGAAAGCAACUUUUCCUUAAUGCAGAUCUUUGUACAACUGUAACGCUCUUAAAUCAGGUUUGCCACUUAGUUCAUCAGUCCGUCUCGUUAACGUUGGAGCACUGAAGGAAGCGAGACCGCACGCCACGCGUGCACAGCGGUUGUCGCGGCGCCUGCGCCGCAACCCGAACGUUUCAUCUCCGUCAUUCAGAGUCUCGCUAAACUUUGUGUCAAAUUUGAGAUUGUAAUUUUCACACAAUAAAUUUAAAAAAAAAUCCCAAGAGUUCGGAUGAUUUAUUU
This is a messenger RNA of Lampris incognitus (smalleye Pacific opah), 2839 nucleotides long. It is a transcript of the gene dync1i2a, whose product is annotated as dynein, cytoplasmic 1, intermediate chain 2a. NCBI's taxonomy places the organism in Eukaryota, Metazoa, Chordata, Actinopteri, Lampriformes, Lampridae. The coding region runs from base 144 to 1967 and encodes 607 amino acids. Gene Ontology annotation, cellular component: cytoplasmic dynein complex. Gene Ontology annotation, molecular function: dynein heavy chain binding; dynein light chain binding. The transcript has 16 exons. Gene Ontology annotation, biological process: transport along microtubule. The record is from RefSeq and is a predicted model, not a curated record.